This is a messenger RNA of Emys orbicularis (European pond turtle), 1419 nucleotides long. RefSeq names its product amnion associated transmembrane protein (gene AMN). The transcript has 12 exons. Gene Ontology annotation, cellular component: apical plasma membrane; endocytic vesicle. Lineage: Eukaryota; Metazoa; Chordata; Testudines; Emydidae. The record is from RefSeq and is a predicted model, not a curated record. Bases 1 to 1419 code for a protein of 472 amino acids. Gene Ontology annotation, biological process: receptor-mediated endocytosis; intracellular protein localization.
AUGAAGGGUCUGUUUUUCCUCCUCCUUUUCGUGCAGCUCCUUGCUGCUUCGAUUGCUGUGUACAAACAAUGGAUUCCGAACACCAAUUUUGAAAAUGCUUCCAACUGGGAUAAAGACAGAAUCCCGUGUGCUAACGAUGUGGUCCUUUUCAAGAGUAAUCAGGAGAUCUCGGUCUUCGUCCAGUCAACUCACUCUCUGACAGACAUGUACCUUCCAUUGAAUGGAGAGUUCAUCAUGACACCUGGUGCAGGAUUUGCAGCUUUUGAUGGCAGCUGGGAUCCAGGCUGUGACACAGGUUCAGCUGUCUCAUUCACUGAUGCUGAGAAGUAUAAGUGGCAUGACCCUGCACAAUGGCAUGCUGCCACCUCCUUGGAGGACCUAGACCAGGGCAAGUACAUCUUUGCAGUGGAUGAAGAACGUGUCCCGUGCCAGUACGAUGAUGCUAUCUUUCAGCCUGAAACCUCCUUCCGAGUAAACAUCGACUCAUCUGAGCGAAUGAUUCAUCUCCGAAGCAUCUCUAUAAUGGGACAGAAGUUCACCAGUGACGUGGCCUUAGCUGAGUACAUGCAGAGAAGCUCGGCCCAGCUGCAGUUCCACGGCAACGGGACCUUCCAGGUGACGAACGCCAGGUGUCCGGACAAAUCGGGCUGUGAGUGUGGAAAUGCUGGGGAACAUCGACAGAUCUGCGCUGCCUUGCUCGGGGAUGCUGGGACUCGGUGCCCAGUGCUUGUGUGCAAGGACCCCUUCCAGCCAGUCGGACACUGCUGUGAAAUAUGCGGAGCCACUAUUUCACUGGAAUACACUCCUGGUUUCGACAUUAGGCAGUAUCAGAACAGAAUUCUUCACGCCUUCCUGAGCCUGCCAAAAUACGCAGGUGUUCAGAUGGCUAUAUCCAAGGUGCGUAAACCUCAGACUUCACGGAACUCCAUUCCAGUCAUCCAGAUUGUGCUAAUGGAUGAUAAGACAGGGUCACAGACGGGGACUAAUGCUGAACAGUUGGCUGAGGACAUCAUGCGUGACAUAGCAGAGCACGGUGACUCCUUUGGCAUUGUGACAGGUACAGUGCAAGUAGCCACUGGCAGUAAUUCUAGUGGACAAGGAGGCACCAUUGCUGGGACGGUUAUUGGUCUACUACUUGGGCUGCUGUUGCUUGGCAUAAUGCUGUUUCUCCAUAGGAAGGGGAUGAUAAGAUUACCAUCCGUACACUUGGCAGGCCUGCGGAACAGAAAGGAGGACCAGGAUGUUGUGGCAGGACCAAGUGACAAAGGGUUUGACAAUCCUAUAUUUGACACGCCGACCAACAGAGCUGAGUCACAUGGUGCAUGCUCCAGAGAGGAGGCCCGGAAGGAGAUGGCUAGUAAAGACAGUGGGAUUUAUUUUGUUAACCCUUUAUAUAAUGAAACUGAACUCAUUGCUUAA